Messenger RNA from Ceratitis capitata (Mediterranean fruit fly), 5529 nucleotides. RefSeq names its product dual 3',5'-cyclic-AMP and -GMP phosphodiesterase 11 (gene Pde11). Gene Ontology annotation, biological process: signal transduction. Gene Ontology annotation, molecular function: 3',5'-cyclic-GMP phosphodiesterase activity; protein binding; 3',5'-cyclic-AMP phosphodiesterase activity. Bases 794 to 5275 code for a protein of 1493 amino acids. The transcript has 17 exons. The record is from RefSeq and is a predicted model, not a curated record. Lineage: Eukaryota; Metazoa; Arthropoda; Insecta; Diptera; Tephritidae.
AUGAAUUAAAUCAUGUAGCAAGCUUCAGAUAAAAACUUUUUAUGUGAGAGUGAAUUUUGAAUUGAACACCGAAACUUAGUUAAAAUUCAGCUCAGAAAUAUUACUGUUCAAAAAAUAAAUUACAAAACAAAACCAAGCAGCGAACAACACUCAGCAAAAAUAAACAACAGCUAAAAUUUAAUUAAUUGAAUUGGUGUAGUCGACUAAAGAACCAGCAGAAUUCAACGUAAGCUAUUAUGAGAGUGCACACAACAAAAAGCAAAUUGCAGUUUUUAGUAUUAAAAUCCAAAGCAAAAGUCAAAACAAAAACGUGGCAGCAGCGACAGCAGCGGCGGCGGUUAAUUAAAUUUUCAAGGCAACCUCAGCUCCAGCAAAAUAGGCAAAUACUGAGACAGCUGAAAUUACUAAAGCAAACGGUAAUUUUUGAGUGCACGCCACCAGUGGCAGAAGCACUUAAACAACAACUACAAAGGCAAAAAAAACAACAUCAAUAUCUACGCAACAACAAGCGUGAGCAUUCAUUGCUCAAGACAAGGCAAAAUUCAUUACAAUUGAAACACAGUAAAUUGGCUUGCGUAGAGCUAACAGAUUUGUUGUUGUUGUGCUGUCAACCAGUUGUUAACAAUAAUAAAGUGCAGUACAACAACAACAACAACAUCAGCAUCAACAACAACAAUAACAGUUGCAGUGGUGUUGAGAGUAAAGCGAAAGACGACGACGCAGUGCCGGUAAAUAAAUCAAAAUUAAACUCUUUAAGACGGAGGGACUAACAUUUGCAUUGCUGGCGGGCCCCAUGGGCCAGGCUGCAAGUAUGUGCCGAUUUCGUGGAUGUCGCUACAAAAAGAAUAAGACAACAAAAAAUACGACUACAACAGGAGCUGCAACACCAGCAGCCACUGCAACAGCGGCAGCGGCGGCGGAGGUGACGGCGACGCCGACGGCAGCGAAUAGUGAAGCAGCAGCAGCAACAACAGUUAAUAGUGCCACUGUAGCAGCAAUAACAACAACAACGGCUGUCACAACGACAGCAAACACGGGGAAUAGUUCACCGGUGUCAGGCCUACAAUUGCGUUGCAUUGAAGAGCCAACCAGCGCAACGCAGUGUCAAACACAACAAACACAUCACUACUACACCGGUGGCGGUGGUGGGGGACGUAUGCCUACGGCGGAGCAGGGGGGCACAGGGUGCGUAACAUUUGAAAAUGCCAAUGCGUUAAAUCAACGUACCACCGGUGUCCCCCUGCAAUUGCAAACCACCACACAAAGUCAUUAUAGCCAACAUCAGUACCAACACCAACAACAACAGAGCAUGCACACCAUGCAACAUACCACACAAAAGGGUUAUGAUGCCGAACAGGCGCGUAUGGAAGCGUGGAUGGAUGAGAAUCAAGAAUUUGUACAGGAUUAUUUUAUAAGAAAAGCCACACGACAGGUUGUUGAUGCUUGGCUCGUCUCCCAUGCCACCUCCGCUGGUAAUGAUGUCUCAUUGACAGGCUCACCUACGCACACAAAUGGGCAGAGUUGUUCGUCACGUGGUGGCUCAGGUGCGACAACGCCAGUGAGAAAAAUAUCAGCACACGAAUUUGAACGCGGUGGUCUACUGAAGCCAAUUGUCAACACCAUUGAUGGUACACCGACAUUCUUAAGUGUAGGCACACAAAAUGAUUGCUCAACAAACAACAGUAUCGGUAAUAUUGGCGGUAGUAAUGGCAAUAGCAUUGGUAUUGGCAGUGGCGGCAGCAGCGGCCUCGGCAGUGGAGUUGGUGGUGGUGGUAACUAUAAUACAGCCAAUGGCACAAGUACACUGGGCGCGCAUCACUAUCACACGCACGGUCAUCACAGUUAUAGUAGUCAUCAUCAUGGACAGAGUGCGCACAGUUACGGCAGCAUGGGCUAUUAUCGGCCACAACGCUUGUCGCGUAACGAACUGAAGGCGUUGGAUGAGAAGGAGUUGAUUUUUGAACUGGUAAAGGAUAUCUGCAACGAACUGGAAGUACGUACAUUGUGCCAUAAAAUCCUGCAAAACGUUUCCAUACUUUUGAAUGCCGAUCGAGGUUCAUUGUUUUUGGUGCAAGGACGUUGCAAUACCGGCGUUGAUGGACCUAAGAAAUGUCUCGUUUCCAAACUGUUUGAUGUUUGUCCACGCAGCACCGUGGAGGAGAUGGAACAGCAGGAAGAGGUUCGCGUUGCAUGGGGUUCAGGCAUUGCUGGGCAUGUAGCCGAGAGCGGUGAGCCGGUUAAUAUACCGGAUGCAUAUCAGGAUGAACGCUUCAAUGGUGAAAUCGACAGCAUAACUGGCUAUCGAACAAAAGCGCUGCUCUGUAUGCCUAUUAAGGAUUCAUCAGGCGAUGUCAUCGGUGUGGCACAGGUCAUUAAUAAAUUAAAUGGUGAAUGCUUCACAGAGGCCGAUGAGAAGGUCUUUGCCUCAUAUCUACAAUUCUGUGGCAUCGGAUUGCGCAACGCUCAGCUGUACGAGAAAUCCCAAUUGGAAAUUAAGCGUAAUCAAGUUCUACUCGAUUUAGCGCGUAUGAUCUUCGAAGAGCAGAGCACAAUUGAGCACAUGGUAUUCCGUAUACUAACACACAUGCAAAGUCUUAUACAGUGUCAGCGUGUACAGAUCUUGUUGUUGCAUGAGGCAUCGAAGGGCAGCUUUUCGCGUGUGUUUGAUUUUGAAGCGAAUGAUCUCAGUCAUGAGGAGAAUACGUCACGUACGAGUCCGCAUGAGUCACGUUUCCCCAUAAAUGUGGGCAUCACCGGCUAUGUGGCAACGACUGGUGAGACUGUAAACAUACCAAAUGCAUACGAAGAUGAUCGCUUCGAUGCUAAUGUCGAUGCCGAAGGCAACUUCAAGCACAAAUCCAUCUUAUGUAUGGCAAUUAAAAAUUCGCUUGGCCAAAUUAUUGGCGUCAUACAGCUGAUAAACAAAUUUGAUGAUCUGAACUUUACCAAAAACGACGAGAAUUUUGUUGAAGCCUUUGCCAUCUUCUGUGGCAUGGGCAUACAUAAUACACACAUGUAUGAGAAAGCGAUUGUGGCGAUGGCCAAGCAGAGUGUCACAUUGGAGGUGCUGAGCUAUCACGCAUCGGCGACUAUUGAUGAGGCCCAUCGUUUGAGGCGAUUACGCGUGCCAUCUGCAGCCCAUUUCCGCUUGCACGAUUUUCGUUUCGAUGACAUACACUUUGAGGAUGAUGACACACUGAAGGCUUGUCUACGCAUGUUCCUCGAUUUGGAUUUUGUUGAACGCUUUCACAUUGACUACGAAGUCCUCUGCCGUUGGCUGUUGAGCGUGAAGAAAAAUUAUCGCAAUGUUACUUAUCACAAUUGGCGGCACGCCUUUAAUGUGGCACAAAUGAUGUUUGCCAUACUGACGAUUUCCCAUAACGGACAGGCGACGCAGUGGUGGAAGAUUUUCGGUGAGAUUGAAUGUUUGGCAUUGAUUAUUGGUUGCCUCUGUCACGAUUUGGAUCAUCGGGGGACUAAUAACUCCUUCCAAAUUAAAGCCUCAUCACCAUUGGCUCAACUCUAUUCGACUUCAACUAUGGAACAUCAUCAUUUCGAUCAGUGUUUGAUGAUUUUAAAUAGUCCUGGCAAUCAGAUUUUGGCAAAUUUGUCAUCAGACGAUUAUUGUCGGGUGAUUCGUGUGUUGGAGGAUGCCAUAUUAUCGACGGACUUGGCGGUGUAUUUUAGAAAACGCGGUCCUUUCCUGCAAUCUGUGCAAGAACAACCUCUCAGCUAUUGGGAGGCUGACGAACCGCGUGCUCUAUUGCGUGCAAUGAGCAUGACUGUCUGUGAUUUAUCGGCUAUUACUAAGCCGUGGGAUAUUGAGAAACGUGUUGCCGAUUUAGUGAGCUCAGAGUUCUUCGAACAGGGUGAUAUGGAGAAGCAGGAAUUGAAUAUAAUGCCAAUUGACAUCAUGAACCGCGAGAAGGAAGAUGAGUUGCCCAUGAUGCAAGUUAACUUCAUCGAAUCAAUUUGCUUGCCAAUUUAUGAAGCUUUUGCCAAUCUUUCCGACAAAUUGGAGCCGCUGGUCGAAGGAGUGCGCGAUAAUCGCGAGCAUUGGAUUGAGCUGGCGCAACAAGUACAAGAUAAAGAGAAAACCGCUGCUGCCAACAACAACAAUGCUAACGGUUGCACAGAAACAACGACAAAACAGCAAAACGGUUGCAUUUCGGAUGGCCGAAGCGAUAUGACGGAUGAGAUCGUUGCCACGAAUACAACAAAUUUUGACAGCAAUGCCGACGAUGGCAUAUCAACCGGCGCAGAGUGUGAAAUCGACGAACAGAGUGAUGGCAAAAACUCAAAGGACAAUUGUAUACCAAACAACAACAAUGGUGAAGGUAAUGGUAAUGAUGAUGGCGAUGACGACGAGGAGAAUGAGCACUUGUGCGCCGAGGAGGAAGAGGCGGCUAUCGAAGCAGAUGAUGAUGAUUCGGACGUGGAGGUUACGCGUCAUUCCAACGGUUGCUUUUCAUCCGGCUCAAGUCGUCUGAGUACACCGCCACCAACCGGCGAAGAUGACAGUCUACCCACGUCACCGGCCAAGACGUCUGCGACGACGACGCAGGCCAAACUGAUCGCAGCCAAUUUGAAUAAUCUUAAUCAACGUACGCUGAAAUCGACGCGCAAUUGCUGCCGCAGCUGUGAAUAUGUUCGCUGCGGCGGUAAUAUGCGCAAAGCGUCCUCCCUGAAGGGCACCAAAGAGCUGCAGCAGCAACUGAGCGCACAAAAUGGAGGCGGUGGCGGCACAUGUGGCUACUACAGCCGAAGCGCGCCUUCAAUGAGCAGUUGCGGUGUGACGACGAAUAACACGCAACAACAACAACUACAAAAACAUACUAGCAAUAAAACUAAUAGUCACAUGCAACACCGUCAUGCACAUCAACACCACCACCAAUACCACCAUCAUCAUCAUCAUCAUCACCAUCACAGCAAUCAGCAUGCGCCCUUUAGCGGCAAUGGCACCGGUGGCAAUACAUCGAGUGGCGCUGAGAGUGAUCGCAUACCGAAAAUCGUUGGUAAACUGGGUAACAUUGAUAGUUUGCAAUAUCUCGCUAGCGGAGGCAAUGGCAGCGCCGGUGAAGCGCUGCUCCAUUCAAACGCAAGCUCAGGCACUCCGAAUGGCAUUGCCUUCACACCCAACGGACAUGUCACUUAUUUUGCUGCCAGCGAUGUACCGACGGUGGUGGUGUCGCCGAUUGCGACGGCAGCGGCUACGGUGGUAACCGCGAUGACGGCGUCGGCAUCAGCGACGGCGACAAACUCUUGUGAUAAAUGAAGAGGGGAGUAGGUUAAGUGUAGGCGGUAUUUAUGUGGUAUUUAGUAUGGCUACAUACGUACGUAUGUGGAGAAUAUAAAAAAGUGCUUACAUACAUAGGAAGAGUGUGAGUUUUGCUAGCGAAAGAGUACUUCUUGCCGACUUUUAUGGACUUUUUGUUACACGAAAAGUAGCUGUUAAGAGCAUAAAACAUUAAAACAUAAAAUGCAAAGACCUUUUUGAGGUAAAAAUUUUGUAGAAAAACAAAUUUCUCA